AACACUGGGUGUAUUUUUAACCUAACUUUCACUACAAAAAUGUAUGGGGUAUAUGAAUGAAAUAACAGAAUAAAAAUAUAACUGUACAAAUCUCUGUAAAACAUUUAAAACAAAUGGAGACCUUUGAACUGAUAAAACAGGGCGCUGAAGCUAAAUUGUACAAAGGAAUUUAUUUAGGAAAGCCAACGGUUGCUAAAGAAAGAUUUGUUAAAGAAUAUCGACAUAAAAGUCUGGACAGUUUUCUAAGUAAAGAACGAAUGAAGGCUGAAGGUAGAGCUAUAGUUCGAUGUAAAGCGAGUGGUAUAAGAACUCCUUCAUUGUAUUUGGUAGAUUUCCACAGGAGAACAAUAUUUAUGGAAUAUUUCGAAUACAGUAUUUCCUUGAAAGAAUUUAUAGAAGAUUCAUCAGUAGAAGUAUUGUUUAAAGUAUCAUUAGACAUUGGUAAGAUACUAGCAACUAUGCACGAUGCUAGUAUUGUGCAUGGUGACUUAACUUCAUCCAAUAUACUCGUAGUGAACAAAAAUGACGUACACAAAUAUGACGAUUUAAAUGAAUUAUACUUUGUUUUCAUCGACUUUGGACUAGCACAUCUCGACUGUAACACAGAGGACAAAGGAGUGGAUUUGUACGUUUUGGAAAGAGGUUUAAGUAGUACGCAUAAUAUAGCUUAUAAGAUUUUCCCGAAGAUAUUGGAGGGUUACCGAAAUCAUUGCACAUCGGGAUAUAAAGAAGUAUUUUCCAAAUUUGAAGAAGUGAGAGCUAGAGGCAGAAAAAGAACCAUGGUGGGGUAAUAAUAUAAAUUUAUUUUUGUAAUUUUAUAGCUCUUGAAAUAUAAUUGUUUUUUUUUAAUGAAAAUUUAUUUUUAAUUAGGUGUGGCUGUAAAUAAUGUGAUACGAAUGAUUUUGUAACAAAUAUAUUUAAAAAUAAACCAAAAACAAACGCUAACUUGAUUUCGACGAUUU
Molecule: messenger RNA, 962 nt
Organism: Anoplophora glabripennis (Asian longhorned beetle)
Lineage: Eukaryota; Metazoa; Arthropoda; Insecta; Coleoptera; Cerambycidae
Gene: Prpk
Product: TP53-regulating kinase
Exons: 1
Coding region: 114-791 (225 amino acids)
Biological process (GO): protein phosphorylation
Cellular component (GO): nucleus; EKC/KEOPS complex; cytosol
Molecular function (GO): protein serine/threonine kinase activity; ATP binding
Source: RefSeq, a predicted model, not a curated record